UGAUGCAAUCCAUCGCGUACGCCCGAUUACCAUCGGUUUACUUUCGGAUAUGUGCUACGCAGCUCGUGGACUUGUAAUCGAUAGAUCGAGCGGCACCAGAUCGCUUCACCAAGUCGAAGUUGUGGGGAGAGCACGUAAUGAUUGGUUUAUAUCAAAGAAUGCGCAGAAGCUGAAUCGCCAGAUUUCCGGUCGCUGUUGAGCCUCCGUAGACGAGAACGUUUUCCGAGCUCGUUGAGAUACUAUUUCCCGAUUCAUCGAGCAAUCCCAACGCCUUGAAAGCCAAUCCACAGGUUGCCAGUCCUGCACUCAAGCUCGCGCCUUCUUCGUAGGCCAUCGUUUCCGGUAGCUUGAUGCAGAAUUCCGGGCGCGCGACGACAUAUUCUGCAAAUGCUCUAUCCUGCGCACUAUCGAUUCAAUACCGGAAAGUUCUAUCAUACCAAUCCAAACCACCAUGGAACUGCCAACGUCAAGAAGGGGUAUUUCCUGGACCACAAUCCUGCAGCAUUUGAUGCGGCAUUUUUCAACAUCAACCCACGAGAGGCUGAAGCCAUUGACCCUCAGCAAAGGAUGCAUUUAGAGCUCGUAUAUGAGGUGAUCGAGUCUGCGGGGUACUCUAUUGAGGCUUUACAAGGAUCCAAGACUGGCGUCUUUGCCGGCCUAAUGUGUGCAGACUAUUUCGAUGUACAGUUGAGGGACCUUAUGCAUCUCUCCCAAUACCACUCCACCGGGACCGCGCGGAGCUUACUGUCCAAUCACGCUUCUUAUAUCUUUGAUUGGAGUGGUCCCUCUGUGACUAUCGACACCGCCUGCUCGUCAAGCCUUGUAGCCGUUCACCUCGCAGCACAAAGCCUUCGCAGCAACGAUUGCGAUCUUGCAGUCGCAUCUGGGCUACUCAAACACGCACUGCGUGAUGGCGACCACAUAGAAAUUGUCAUUCAUGCAACUGGCGUCAACUCAGAUGCUAGGACACAAGGCAUCACGAAACCAUCUAGCACAAGUCAGGCGGAAUUGAUUCGGGCCACCUUCGUCAAAGCAGGGCUUCGACUCUCUGAUCCCGACGACCAAUGUCAAUUCUUUGAAGCGCAGGGAACAGGUACGCAGUCUGGAGACAUUAUCGAAGCAGAAGCAAUUCACGAUGUCUUCCAUUCUACUGUCUCCAGUCAGAAUCUUAAGCAAAAACUGUAUGUUGGGUCCAUCAAAACAGUAAUAGGUCACCUGGAGGGCACCGCUGGAAUCGCAGGCCUCUUGAAAGCGUCUUUGUCAAUUCAGAAUGGUGUAAUCUCGCCCAAUCUACAGUUCAGCAGUCUCAAUCCUGGGAUAGUCUCGAAUUACACUCAGCUGCAUGUUCCGACAAAUUCGCAUGCGUGGCCGACGCUUCCUGAUCAUGUCCUGACGAGCUUGUUGAGGUUGAUCCGGGCUCUCUUCGAUACCCAGAAUCACGAUAUGCUGUGGGCUACGGAGCCAGAGCUAGUGAUUAGGCACGGUGCCACAUGGAUUCCUCGCAUCAAAUCCGUCGGCGACACGUAUACCAGCUUAUCGGGAUCUCAAUCAAGCAUGUCUAUCUACCGGAAUGAGAUCAGAAUUCCGGAGGGAAUGGACCGAAUAGCAAAUGACAGGUUGAAUCAUGGAGGUAGGAAGAAGAUACCCGAUCAAAGUUGCCGAGCCUGA
This is a messenger RNA of Periconia digitata, 1668 nucleotides long. Lineage: Eukaryota; Fungi; Ascomycota; Dothideomycetes; Pleosporales; Periconiaceae. The record is from the annotation of a GenBank genome assembly.